AAGGUUAGAAUUUUUCGCCUCCUUUCUAUAUCCGCCGCCGCUUCUUCCAAAGGGAAAAUACACCAAGCUCCGUUUGUGUUGGUUUAAUGAGAAGAUAAUUGUGGGAAAUGGGAGGCUGCUGUUGUUCUUCCAGGAAACCUCUUCUGCAUGGAACACCUGUGUAUUACUAUUGCCCACCAGCUUUGGAAGAGAAUGAGUCUAUAGUACCUCAUGAAGGAUCAGCCUCUGCAAUGGCUGCAAGAUUCCUGGUUAAUUUGGACAUAGAAGUACCUGAUACCUUUAGGCCACCUCCAGCACCUUUUCCAUAUGAUGUGAUCUUGGGAUGUCCACAAUCAAUCGAUUCGGAAUCCUUCAGAGGAACUCUAAGUAGAGGCAGUUUCGAGACACUGCCAACAUGUGAAGAUCUUGAGGAAUCAGACUGCAAAAUACAACCUAGCUCUUCGCUUCUUUCACCAAGAAAAUCAGAAGUGUCAAAAGUAACCGAGUCUAAGGAAUCAAUGACAGAGGAAGAGGAUGCUUGUCCUAUUUGUCUUGAAGAGUAUGACACAGGGAAUCCAAAACUUAUUACAAAAUGUGAACAUCAUUAUCACCUCUCAUGCAUUUUGGAGUGGAUGGAAAGAAGUGACACAUGCCCUAUGUACGAUCAGGAAAUGAUGUUUGACGAGACUUUUGAUCAAUAACGCUCAGUAUGGAGCAGAGACAUGUUAGCUUUUGGUUCUGCAGCAGGUCAGAUGGUGUGCCUACACGAUUGAAUUUUACCGAAUAUCUAGUCAUAUAAAAGGAUACAUUUAUUAAGGUUGUCAAAUCUUUUAACCUAUCGUUCCAGUUCAUGACAUCCGAGAAUAAAGAACAAGUUGACACAAUAUGAUAAACACAGCUUGGGACUUGGGGUGUUACUGCUUUUCUUCUGCAGUUAUAUAUUCUGUUGUCGGUUUUCAGAUUAGUUGUGAGGAUGGCCUAAACCAUAAGGUCAUUGGAGGGAUCAGAUUCAGAUCGAAAUUAUACAGAACAGUACGAACAAUUGUAGGC
Messenger RNA from Hibiscus syriacus, 1029 nucleotides. Its product is annotated as probable E3 ubiquitin-protein ligase RHB1A. Lineage: Eukaryota; Viridiplantae; Streptophyta; Magnoliopsida; Malvales; Malvaceae. Gene Ontology annotation, molecular function: ubiquitin-protein transferase activity. The transcript has 5 exons. Bases 108 to 680 code for a protein of 190 amino acids. The record is from RefSeq and is a predicted model, not a curated record.